GUCCGCGGUGCCCCUCUCCGGCCCUAAGCGCGGCGAUCCUGCGAGUCAGCUGUUUCUCUCCUGGGCACAGAGGCGGAAGCCCGCGGGGCGCGGGGAGGAGCUUCGCGCCUGGGGUGAACGCCAGCCCUACGUGCUCGUUCGCCUGGCGACCGCUGCGCGCGAGCCCCGUGUCCCCGCGGCUGGCAGCAGCGGCGGCGGCGGUGGAUCGCGGAGGGGGUGGAGGGAGCGGAGGGAGCCCGCGGCGGCGGCGUCUACAGCGAAAUGGCGGAGACCGUGGCGGACACCCGGCGGCUGAUCACCAAGCCGCAGAACCUGAAUGACGCCUACGGGCCGCCCAGCAACUUCCUCGAGAUCGAUGUGAGCAACCCGCAGACGGUGGGGGUCGGCCGGGGCCGCUUCACCACCUACGAGAUCAGAGUCAAGCCACAGCCGCCCAGGCCGGGAGCCCUCCUGCAGGCGCGGUCGGGCAGUCCUUUCGCGGGCCGGGGUCGUAAGCCAGGGCCCCUCUUCACGUAG
Messenger RNA from Galeopterus variegatus (Sunda flying lemur), 516 nucleotides. Its product is annotated as sorting nexin-3-like. Bases 262 to 516 code for a protein of 84 amino acids. The record is from RefSeq and is a predicted model, not a curated record. Gene Ontology annotation, molecular function: phosphatidylinositol-3-phosphate binding. Gene Ontology annotation, biological process: late endosome to Golgi transport; endocytic recycling. Gene Ontology annotation, cellular component: retromer complex; early endosome membrane. The transcript has 2 exons. NCBI's taxonomy places the organism in Eukaryota, Metazoa, Chordata, Mammalia, Dermoptera, Cynocephalidae.